AACAAUGCUGACAGGACUUCAGUUGAUCAGUUGAGUUCAUUUUGAUGUUUGGUUCAGUUAAUGAGUUGAGUUCUUAUAGUUUAUGCUGGUACAGGGUUCAUGCAACAUGUUUUCUUAGGAGCCAACAUUAUUGGCAUUUUUUGCGAAGAUUAAAACAACGCACCCGUAGCUCGGUUAUUAUUUAUUUAUCAGCCAUUUUUCUUAUUGUUUUCGUAAAGAAGUGAACCUAGAAAACGUGUUUAAGUCUAAUUUAAUUAUCUAAUGAAAAUUGGUUUUCAAGCUUUUCAAGAAGGGUAAACUGCACAGUUAUUGGACACUUAAGAAAAUUGCACAAUCGAACUAUCAUUUGUUCUAGAUGCAUCUGACUCAAUAAGUCCUGCCUUCUUUAACGACGAAAAACUAUUUAUCAAUGCUCUUGUUAACAAAUAUACUAUCAGUUCUUAUGGAAAUAAGGCAUCUGUUGCAUUAUUCUCAGAUAAAGCAGUAGAAUCAAUUUACUGUGAUCAAUACCAGGAUGAGAAAUCUUUCAAAGAAGCAGUGUUAAAACUUGAGCAAAUAGGUAGAUACACUAAUAUUGAAGAUGGGAUAAUUAAAGGACAAAGUUUGUUAACAAAAAGGGGAUGCGGAAACCGACCGAAUGUCAUUAAAAUCAUGAUUAUUCUAACAGAUGGCAACGCAAACAUAGGAAAUUCAAAAAAUUUUUCAAAUGGUCCUAAAGAUCUUGCAGUUGCAGCAAAGUUGGCAAGAGAUUUUGAUAUAACAGUUUUUGCUGUUGCUGUAGGAAGCAAAAUUAAUAUGCAGUACUUACUUUUGAUAACAAAUGACACAAACAAAGUUAUAAAAUCAAGCAGUUUUGAUCAACUGCUUAAAACGAGUCCUCUAAAAAAUUUAUUUCCAAACUGUAUAUUUAAUACAACAGCAAGCACAAACAUUAUUUCAUCACAAAACUCGACCAGUUAUGCAACACAAACAACUAAGGUAGAAAACAUAUCUACAACACUAAUAUCAAAUCUAUCAAAAUUUACAACUAAAAAUAAUGAAAUAUUAGAUAAAACUAAAAAUUUAAUAAAUCAAAUAACGACAACAUUUAAAUCAAAUCCAAUACCUGUUACAAGAUCUACAUUUAAGCAGUUAACAGCACAAUCAGCAACAACAUCUGAAACAACACCCAAAAAGCAAGCAACUUCAACUGAUUCAUAUAAUAUUUCUUCAACACUAAUAUUUUCUGGUUCAGAACCUUCAACUCAUACCACUAAACAGUCAAUAACAACAGAAGAAGAAGCAGCAAAUAUUAGCAGCGCACCAUCAUCUGAAUCAAGUCCUGCAACUGUCACUAGUUUCUUAUCAGAAAAAUCUACAAAACAGUCAGCAACCUGGUCCAUACCUCAAACUAAGAUGCUUGCAACUUCAACUGAAUCAGAAAAUAUUUCUUCAACCCUAAUAUUUACAGGUUCAGAAUCUUUAACUCAUAGCGCAGAACAAUUAGUUACAACAGAAGAAAUAGCAAAUACCAGCAGUGCACCAUCGUUUGAAUCAACUCCUAAACAUGUCCCUGGUUCUACUUCAAAACAACUAACAAAAGAAUCAGCUACAUCUACUAAAACAACACCUAAAAAGCCUGCAACUUCAACUGAGUUAGAAAAUGUUUCUACAACACUAAUGUUUACUGGUUCAGAACCUUCAACUCGUACCACUGAACAGUCAAUUACAACAGAAGAAGAAGCAGCAAAUACUAGCAGCGCACCAUCAUCUGAAUCUAAUCCUGCAACUGUCACUAGUUUCUUAUCAGAAAAAUCUACAAAACAGUCAGCAACCUGGUCCAUACCACAAACUAAGAUGCUUGCAACUUCAACUGAAUCAGAAAAUAUUUCUUCAACCCUAAUAUUUACAGGUUCAAUAUCUUUAACUCAUAGCACAGAACAAUUAGUUACAACAGAAGAAAUAGCAAAUACCAGCAGUGCACCAUCGUUUGAAUCAACUCCUAAACAUGUCACUGGUUCUACUUCAAAACAACUAACAAAAGAAUCAGCUACAUCUACUAAAACAACACCUAAAAAGCCUGCGACUUCAACUGAAUUAGAAAAUGUUUCAACAACACUAAUGUUUACUGGUUCAGAACCUUCAACUCGUACCUCUGAACAGUCAGUUACAACAGAAGAAGAAGCAGCAAAUACUAGCAGCGCACCAUCAUCUGAAUCUAGUCCCGUAACUGUCUCUAGUUUUUCCUCAAAAACAUCUACAAAAGUGACAGCAACCUGGUCUGAGUCAAAAACUAAGAUGCCUGCAACUUCAACUGAAUCAGAAAAUAUUUCUUCAACCCUAAUAUUUACAGGUUCAGAAUCUUUAACUCAUAGCACAGAAGAAUUAGUUACAACAGAAGAAAUAGCAAAUACCAGCAGUGCACCAUCGUUUGAAUCAACUCCUAAACAUGUCACUGGUUCUACUUCAAAACAACUAACAAAAGAAUCAGCUACAUCUACUAAAACAACACCUAAAAAGCCUGCGACUUCAACUGAAUUAGAAAAUGUUUCUACAACACUAAUGUUUACUGGUUCAGAACCUUCAACUCGUACCUCUGAACAGUCAAUUACAACAGAAGAAGAAGCAGCAAAUAUUAGCAGCACACCAUCAUCUGAAUCAAGUCCUGCAACUGUCACUAGUUUCUUAUCAGAAAAAUCUACAAAACAGUCAGCAACCUGGUCCAUACCACAAACUAAGAUGCUUGCAACUUCAACUGAAUCAGAAAAUAUUUCUUCAACCCUAAUAUUUACAGGUUCAGAAUCUUUAACUCAUAGCACAGAACAAUUAGUUACAACAGAAGAAAUAUCAAAUACCAGGAGUGCACCAUCGUUUGAAUCAAUUCCUAAACAUGUCACUGGUUCUACUUCAAAACAACUAACAAAAGAAUCAGCUACAUCUACUAAAACAACACCUAAAAAGCCUGCGACUUCAACUGAAUUAGAAAAUGUUUCUACAACACUAAUGUUUACUGGUUCAGAACCUUCAACUCGUACCUCUGAACAGUCAAUUACAACAGAAGAAGAAGCAGCAAAUAUUAGCAGCACACCAUCAUCUGAAUCAAGUCCUGCAACUGUCACUAGUUUCUUAUCAGAAAAAUCUACAAAACAGUCAGCAACCUGGUCCAUACCACAAACUAAGAUGCUUGCAACUUCAACUGAAUCAGAAAAUAUUUCUUCAACCCUAAUAUUUACAGGUUCAGAAUCUUUAACUCAUAGCACAGAACAAUUAGUUACAACAGAAGAAAUAGCAAAUACCAGCAGUGCACCAUCAUUUAAAUCAACUCCUAAACAUGUCACUGGUUCUACUUCAAAAAAACUAACAAAAGAAUCAGCUACAUCAACUAAAACAACACCUAAAAAGCCUGCGACUUUAACUGAAUUAGAAAAUCUUUCUACAACACUAAUUUUUACUGGUUCAGAACCUUCAACUCGUACCUCUGAACAGUCAGUUACAACAGAAGAAGAAGCAGCAAAUAUUAGCAGCAAACCAUCAUCUGAUUCAAGUUCUGCAACUGUCACUAGUUUCUUAUCAGAAAAAUCUACAAAACAGUCAGCAACCUGGUCCAUACCACAAACUAAGAUGCUUGCAACUUCAACUGAAUCAGAAAAUAUUUCUUCAACCCUAAUAUUUACAGGUUCAGAAUCUUUAACUCAUAGCACAGAACAAUUAGUUACAACAGAAGAAAUAGCAAAUACCAGCAGUGCACCAUCGUUUGAAUCAACUCCUAAACAUGUCACUGGUUCUACUCCAAAACAUCUAACAAAAGAAUCAGCUACAUCUACUAAAACAGCACCUAAAAAGCCUGCGACUUCAACUGAAUUAGAAAAUGUUUCUACAACAUUAAUGUUUACUGGUUCAGAACCUUCAACUCGUACUACUGAACAAUUUAAUACAACAGAGGAAGCAACAAAUACCAGUAGUGUAGAACCAACAGAAGUCUUAAGACUCUCUACAGAGUCUUAUGUAAGUUCAUCCAGUAUUCCGUUCUCUAAAAACUGCAGAUACGAAGUAGCCUUUGUUUUAGAUGCUUCUGAUUCAAUCAAUCCAACCACUUUUAAUGAUGAAAAGCUGUUUGUUGGAAAUUUAGUGAAAAAUCUUGGCAUAUCUGAAAAUGGAAAUAAAGUUUCAGUUGUUUUGUUCUCAAGCAAAGCCACUGAGGCAAUUUACUGUGAUGAAUAUCAAGAUGAAAAAUUAUUUAACAGAGCUUUAAAGAAUCUCACACAGAGUGGACAAUAUACUAAUAUUGAAGAUGGAGUUGAUAAAGGCAAAAACAUAUUACAAAAAAGAGGGUGCGGAGUUCAGGCAGAUGCAUUGAAGUUAAUGGUAGUUUUUACAGAUGGAGCAGCAAACAUAGGAAAUUCUGUAAACCCUAUGAAUGGUUCACAGGACUUGGCUAAUGCAGCAAAAUCUGCUCGAUAUUCUGGAAUAAAAAUAAUUGCUGUUGCUGUUGGAAAAAAAGUAGAAAGUGAUGUUUUACUUGCUUUAACAAAUGACUCUAACCUCAUAGUAAAAGCUUAUAACUUUAGUCUAUUAGAAAAAAAACAUAUAUGGCAAAAUAUUGUAUCGUCUCUUUGUAACAACCAUCCUAUAACUGAGGUGACGCCCAAGCCAUUAACCAGAGCGGAACCUUUAACAACUAAACCAAAACUUAUUCCUACGAAAAACAAUGUUGAAGAAUUAACUGUGUCAAGUCAAUUACCUAAUACUUUUUCAAAACAAUCUACUAAAGAAAUACAGACUACACAGAUAACAAAAAAUUCUCAGUUACUAACAGCAACAACUGAAAUGGUUACAACAUCAACUGAAUUAGAAAAUCUUUCUACAACACUAAAUUUUACUGGUUCAGAACCUUCAACUCGUACCUCUGAACAGUCAGUUACAACAGAAGAAGAAGCAGCAAAUACUAGCAGCGCACCAUCAUCUGAAUCUAGUCCCGUAACUGUCUCUAGUUUUUCCUCAAAAACAUCUACAAAAGUGACAGCAACCUGGUCUGAGUCAAAAACUAAGAUGCCUGCAACUUCAACUGAAUCAGAAAAUAUUUCUUCAACCCUAAUAUUUACAGGUUCAGAAUCUUUAACUCAUAGCACAGAAGAAUUAGUUACAACAGAAGAAAUAGCAAAUACCAGCAGUGCACCAUCGUUUGAAUCAACUCCUAAACAUGUCACUGGUUCUACUUCAAAACAACUAACAAAAGAAUCAGCUACAUCUACUAAAACAACACCUAAAAAGCCUGCAACUUCAACUGAGUUAGAAAAUGUUUCUACAACACUAAUGUUUACUGGUUCAGAACCUUCAACUCGUACCACUGAACAGUCAAUUACAACAGAGGAAGAAGCAGCAAAUAUUAGCAGCACACCAUCAUCUGAAUCAAGUCCUGUAACUGUCACUAGUUUUUUCUCAAAAACAUCUACAAAAGAGUCAGCAACCUGGUCUGAGCCAAAAACUAAGAUGCCUGCAACUUCAACUGAAUCAGAAAAUAUUUCUUCAACCCUAAUAUUUACACGUUCAGAAUCUUUAACUCAUAGCACAGAACAAUUAGUUACAACAGAAGAAAUAGCAAAUACCAGCAGUGCACCAUCGUUUGAAUCAACUCCUAAACAUGUCACUGGUUCUACUCCAAAACAACUAACAAAAGAAUCAGCUACAUCAACUAAAACAACACCCAGAAAGCCUGCAACUUUGACUUAUUCAGAUAAUAUUUCUUCAACACUAAUAUUUACUGGUUCGGAACCUUCAACUCGUACCACUGAACAAUUUAAUACAACAGAGGAAACAACAAAUACCAGUAGUGUAGAAACAACAGAAGUCUUAAGACUCUCUACCGAGUCUUAUUUAAGUUCAUCCAGUAUUCCGUUCUCUAAAAACUGCAGAUACGAAGUAGCGUUCGUUUUAGAUGCUUCUGAAUCAAUCAAUCCAACCACUUUUAAUGAUGAAAAGCUGUUUGUUGGAAAUUUAGUGAAAAAUCUUGGCAUAUCUGAAAAUGGAAAUAAAGUCUCAGUUGUUUUGUUCUCAAGCAAAGCCACUGAGGCAAUUUACUGUGAUGAAUAUCAAGAUGAAAAAUUAUUUAACAGAGCUUUAAAGAAUCUCACACAGAAUGGACAAUUUACUAAUAUUGAAGAUGGAGUUGAUAAAGGCAAAAACAUAUUACAAAAAAGAGGGUGCGGAGUUCAGGCAGAUGCAUUGAAGUUAAUGGUAGUUUUUACAGAUGGAGCAGCAAACAUAGGAAAUUCUGUAAACCCUAUGAAUGGUUCACAGGACUUGGCUAAUGCAGCAAAAUCUGCUCGAUAUUCUGGAAUAAAAAUAAUUGCUGUUGCUGUUGGAAAAAAAGUAGAAAGUGAUGUUUUACUUGCUUUAACAAAUGACUCUAACCUCAUAGUAAAAGCUUAUAACUUUAGUCUAUUAGAAAAAAAACAUAUAUGGCAAAAUAUUGUAUCGUCUCUUUGUAACAACCAUCCUAUAACUAAGGUGACGCCCAAGCCAUUAACCAGAGCGGAACCUUUAACAACUAAACCAAAACUUAUUCCUACGAAAAAUAAUGUUGAAGAAUUAACUGUGUCAAGUCAAUUACCUAAUACUUUUUCAAAACAAUCUACUAAAGAAAUACAGACUACACAGAUAACAAAAAAUUCUCAGUUACUAACAGCAACAACUGAAAUCGUUACAACAUCAACUGAAUUAGAAAAUCUUUCUACAACACUAAAUUUUACUGGUUCAAAACCUUCAACUCGUACCUCUGAACAGUCAGUUACAACAGAAGAAGAAGCAGCAAAUACUAGCAGCGCACCAUCAUCUGAAUCUAGUCCCGUAACUGUCUCUAGUUUUUCCUCAAAAACAUCUACAAAAGUGACAGCAACCUGGUCUGAGUCAAAAACUAAGAUGCCUGCAACUUCAACUGAAUCAGAAAAUAUUUCUUCAACCCUAAUAUUUACAGGUUCAGAAUCUUUAACUCAUAGCACAGAACAAUUAGUUACAACAGAAGAAAUAGCAAAUACCAGCAGUGCAUCAUCGUUUAAAUCAACUCCUAAACAUGUCACUGGUUCUACUUUAAAACAACUAACAAAAGAAUCAGCUACAUCUACUAAAACAACACCUAAAAAGCCUGCGACUUCAACUGAAUUAGAAAAUAUUUCUACAACAAUAAUGUUUACUGGUUCAGAACCUUCAACUCGUACCACUGAACAAUUUAAUACAACAGAGGAAGCAACAAAUACCAGUAGUGUAGAAACAACAGAAGUCUUAAGACUCUCUACCGAGUCUUAUGUAAGUUCAUCCAGUAUUCCGUUCUCUAAAAACUGCAGAUACGAAGUAGCGUUCGUUUUAGAUGCUUCUGAUUCAAUCAAUCUAACCACUUUUAAUGAUGAAAAGCUGUUUGUUGGAAAUUUAGUGAAAAAUCUUGGCAUAUCUGAAAAUGGAAAUAAAGUCUCAGUUGUUUUGUUCUCAAGCAAAGCCACUGAGGCAAUUUACUGUGAUGAAUAUCAAGAUGAAAAAUUAUUUAACAGAGCUUUAAAGAAUCUCACACAGAGUGGACAAUUUACUAAUAUUGAAGAUGGAGUUGAUAAAGGCAAAAACAUAUUACAAAAAAGAGGGUGCGGAGUUCAGGCAGAUGCAUUGAAGUUAAUGGUAGUUUUUACAGAUGGAGCAGCAAACAUAGGAAAUUCUGUAAACCCUAUGAAUGGUUCACAGGACUUGGCUAAUGCAGCAAAAUCUGCUCGAGAUUAUGGAAUAAAAAUAAUUGUUGUUGCUGUUGGAAAAAAAGUAGAAAGUGAUGUUUUACUUGCUUUAACAAAUGACACUUACCUUAUUGUAAAAGGCUAUAGCUUUAAUAUGUUACUUGAAAAUCGUUUUAUGAAGUCUAUUUCUGAAUUCUGUUUAAAUAAAGCAACACGUUUAUUUACUGGUACUAAAACUGUACCUUUUGAAACAUCAACAUUCUCUUCAUUAGAGAAUAAUUUUACAUUUUCUUCUCAAGUUUCUACAUUCGAAAGCCAUAUUUCGACAAAAGUUGAUUUAAAUACAACGGUUUCAACUGGAGCUUGUGAUGAUCUUUGUCGUUGUUUAUUUAAUGUGUCUUCAUUUCCGAAGUUAGAACUCUCGAAAUCUGAUAUUGAAGCGAUGUUUAAUGGCACAUGCUUUAACGAUAAGUUGUUAGCCUCAAUUAAGUAUGUUUCCUCAAUGACUGGAUCAAUACUUUUCAAGAAAUACAGCUUGGAAACUUGCAGAGAUAAAAUCAGAAUCAAAAUAAAAAAAAAAGAUGAAGCUUGUGUUGAUAAGUUGUUAGACAGAUUUUCAGAAUGCAAUAUUGUCAUUGAUUGCAAGAUCAAAGAUUUUUACGAGAGAGCAAAACAAUCUAAAAAGUUUUUAGAAAAUCUUGUUAAAUUUUCAGAAAAAAGUUAUGAUAUUUUUACAGGUUUAAGCAACUUAAUGAAAUGGAUUGGACUAUGAAACUAAUGUCCACGCAUAUGGAAUGAUAUAAAGUUGUCAUUAAAGAAUUGAACGAUAAAAUAAGUUAGACUGAAAUAUCAACUGUGUGUGAAGUUUUAUAUAUAUGAAAAAAAGAUAUGUUAGUUUAAAAAAUUAGAUUUGAUGGUGGAGAAUCUUCUUAUUUGAUGAUGGAGAAUCUUCUUAUUUGAUGAUGGAGAAUCUUCUUAUUUGAUGAUGGAGAAUCUUCUUUUUCUUCUUGUGAAAUCUUAAGAGUUUUUUAUUAAACUUUGGCAGUUUUUUUUAUUUAUUUUUUAAAUGUUACUGUUAUUUAUAAGGCAAAAGUUAU
Hydra vulgaris (swiftwater hydra) is the source of this 8788-nucleotide messenger RNA. The record is from RefSeq and is a predicted model, not a curated record. NCBI's taxonomy places the organism in Eukaryota, Metazoa, Cnidaria, Hydrozoa, Anthoathecata, Hydridae.